GGUGCCAUUCAUAAAUCACCAAUAAACGGUAAAGAUGAAAAAUGUGUAGCAAUGGCAUCCAUAGGCUCAUCAAUCGCAGAAUCGCAAAUGUAGACAAAGUUUUUCGCUACACAUUUGACAGUUUGGCGUCUUUACCCACCUUUAGAGCGGAAAACGGAAACAUUUAUGGCCAUAAAAGGAUUAUAGGCGACUAUAGAAGAAACUUUUCAACGUCUAGUGAAGAAUCGGCGGAUAAAUUGACCAGCGAACAGUUGUACGAGAUUAGUGACUAUCACGAGUACAUUUACGCGCGCAUUACGGAUGUUAAUGGCACUCAAAGGUCAUUCUUGCAACGGUAUCUGCCUGUAGAUUCAGUUCAGGAUGCUCUCCAUGUGCUACACGACUUCACGGAUCUGCCAUGGUGUUCAACCAUUGCGCUGGCGACUCUGAUUGUCAAGAUUAUGAUGUUCCCCUUGUGGAUCGCAGCAGAGAGAUCGCGUCGUAUGAACGCCUACUUGAUCCCAGAGGUGACAGAGUUGAAACACAAGUUCAAGGAGGCAUAUGCCACGGGGAACACAAAAGCAGCACAGGAACUCCAGUCCAGAAUGUUUCAAAUCGUGAAAAGAAAGACGUUUGUAAAGGGUUCUAUUAUACAGGUGGUUGCUACACUUUCGCAGGGUGCCAUCUUCGCCUCGGUGUAUGGAGGUUUGAGGUUGUUUGCUAUAAACCCGAGAGACUGCCCAAAUUUUACAUUUGAGUCGCCCCUUUGGUUGGACAGUUUGGCACUACCAGACCCAUACUUUAUUCUUCCGUCGAUUUUUGGAAUGUUGAUGACGAUUGUCUGUGAGCAGAAUAACGAAACUGCCGAAAUGAUGAGAGGAAAUCGCAAGAUUGACCCUAAAAAUGCUGAGCUUGUGAAGGAGCAAAGGAAACAGGAUAUUUUAAAGGGAGUAUCUAGGGGUGCUAUUGUUGUUUUUACAGUGUAUAGCUUAUUUAUGCCGGCCAGUGCCUUUUUCUACCUUGUGCCUAGCUUCCUCUUUCAGACGUUGGUACGUCACUCGUGCAACAAUUUUACAGUUGCCAAGUUCUUUGACCUGCCCCUGCCGAUUGUAAAGGAGACACCCGGUAAGGAGGUAGCGAAAAAGAAUCAUAAACGUUAG
Molecule: messenger RNA, 1139 nt
Organism: Theileria equi strain WA
Lineage: Eukaryota; Apicomplexa; Aconoidasida; Piroplasmida; Theileriidae
Exons: 1
Coding region: 42-1139 (365 amino acids)
Biological process (GO): protein insertion into membrane
Cellular component (GO): membrane
Molecular function (GO): membrane insertase activity
Source: RefSeq, a predicted model, not a curated record